Molecule: messenger RNA, 1895 nt
Organism: Xylaria bambusicola
Lineage: Eukaryota; Fungi; Ascomycota; Sordariomycetes; Xylariales; Xylariaceae
Product: cystathionine gamma-synthase
Exons: 6
Coding region: 1-1644 (547 amino acids)
Biological process (GO): transsulfuration
Molecular function (GO): pyridoxal phosphate binding; cystathionine gamma-synthase activity
Source: RefSeq, a predicted model, not a curated record
AUGGCGCUGUCGAAUAUCGACCCUUCGACUUUUGAGUUGGGACAGUCCCUUCCUCCUCGUGGAGCACAUACUAUCACAACUCAUCUGCCGGGCUGGGAAGCUAUCGAACGCUUUCGUGAUCGCGAUGUGUCUAUCCUUGAAAGCCUCAAGUCCCUCUACCCUCGGUUUUUCCCCUUUGGACACUCGGCGGCUCUCUGCCAAGCUAUAGGCGAGAGACUCCCUUUACCGGAAGGCUAUAGGUGUUCUCCCUUUGUGUCGCGAGACGCAUGGGCUUCCAGCGAGAGACACGCGACAUCGGACUUUCGUAAGCAGCUGCGUCUGGAGGUCUCAGACCUCCGAUACUACGUCGUCGAAGUCGCUGGCGUGAGACUCUUCGUGCUCGCGUUCCCGCAGGCCAAGGCCCCGUCGGCUGGCUUCCAGUGGGCUCAUGGCGGGUUGAUUGUUAGCACGCGCCUUGCGGAGGCAUUGCUUUCUCGAGUGGACUCUCUCGUUUAUGUCGGCGAGUUCCCUGGGGGUGUCGGCGCUCCUGACCCUACGUUUUUGCCUGAGGGGAACUGUCAUCGGGAACUGCGGGAACGGAUCGCGACUCUCUUGAUGCGGGCUUGUGUUCGCGAACACGGGAAGAGCGUCGAUGCUAGCGAUGUCUAUCUCUAUCAGACGGGUAUGGCAAGCAUUACCAGGCUGCUGGAGGGUAUUGAGCAGCUACGCGCUGGUCCGGCGAUCAUCUUUGGUUCCGUAUUUCAUAGCACCUAUUACACAUUCGAAGAUAGCCAGGGAGGUUUGAAACAUUAUGGUCGUGCGGAUACUUCGGAUUUAGAUAAUUUCGAAGAAUACCUUGCAAGAGGGGGGCAGUGCGCAUGUGUUUUCACCGAGUUCCCUAGUAACCCGCUUGCAGUCGGCGUGGAUUUGACAAGAUUACGAGGACUGGCUGAUAGAUAUGGCUUCUUCCUCAUCGUAGACGACACUUGCGCCUCGUUCGCCAAUAUGGAUCUUCUAGGUGUGGCAGAUGUCAUCGUAACGUCGCUGACAAAGGCGUUUUCGGGUUACGCAGAUGUGAUGGCUGGCUCUGUGGUGCUGAAUCCAAACAGCGCGCAUUUUGCUACCCUGAAGGAAGUAGUGUCAUCACGCUUCCACAAUGAGCUCUUCGAGGCAGACGUAGUGCACCUACUAUCGAAUAACGAGAAUUACCUGGCACGGUGUAUGAUUCAUAAUCGCAACGCCAGCGCGUUGGCAUCGUAUUUCCAGUCUCUUGCUCUGGACCCCUCCAGUCCAAUUACCCGCGUCUGGUAUCCCCCCUAUUCUCCAGGAUCGGAUUACCUCAAGUCGUUCCUGCGAAAGUCGACUGCCGAGUACCCUGCGCCAGGAUACGGAUUCCUAUUGAGUGUGGAGUUUGAAACAUUAGAGCUCGCUACUACUUUUUUCAACGCCGUAAACUUCUUUAAAGGUCCCCAUAUUGGUGCUCAUCUUACUAUUGUUGUGCCUUUCAAUCAUUUGGUUUGGGGCAAGAAUGAGCCCGAACGACACGCUUCGUACGGAUUGAGGCCGCAACAGAUCCGGAUAGCGGUUGGCCUAGAGGACCAGGAAGUUUUGGUGAGGAGAUGCACAGAGGCGCUGGAGAAAGUAACAAAAGUUGCAAGGAAAUAAGGCCUUGUGUCCAAACCAAGAGGUCGAAUAGCAUAUGGCAAAUCAUUUGGCGGCAUUGAGCUAUAUCAGUUGGCCUUGACAGGUGCCUCAGCAUAACCUGAUAUUUCUCGACAGCCCCUUUCUAGGAAGAUCCCACAGCACGGGCUUGUGGCGCAUAGACGAGGUUAUGAACCCUAAGAUUAGAUCUGCAAAGGUUUAUGCGGAUAGUAACCAACUUUUGAUGUUUCCACAGUCUACCCAAGCUUCAGUCG